AUGGCAGAAGAGCAGAAUGGAUCUGCAGCUUGGCCUGUCGCCGAUGCUGCUUUAACCCAAGAGUUGUUGGAUAUCGUGCAACAAGCCAGCCAUGCCAGACAAUUGAAGAAGGGCGCCAACGAGGCUACGAAGACCUUGAACAGAGGUAUAUCCGAAAUUAUUAUCCUUGCAGCCGAUACUGCCCCUCUCGCCAUUCUGCUACAUCUCCCUCUCUUGUGCGAAGACAAGAACGUUCCAUACGUCUACGUACCUAGCAAAACUUCUCUUGGCCGCGCCUGUGGAGUCAGCCGUGCCGUGAUUGCCGCCAGCAUUACCACCAACGAGGCCUCCGACCUGAUGAACCAGAUCAGAAGCUUGAAGGACAAGGUUGAGAGACUCAUGAUCUGA
This is a messenger RNA of Cadophora gregata, 387 nucleotides long. It is a transcript of the gene SNU13, whose product is annotated as RNA binding protein snu13. Gene Ontology annotation, molecular function: RNA binding. Gene Ontology annotation, cellular component: small-subunit processome; box C/D methylation guide snoRNP complex; precatalytic spliceosome. NCBI's taxonomy places the organism in Eukaryota, Fungi, Ascomycota, Leotiomycetes, Helotiales, Ploettnerulaceae. The record is from RefSeq and is a predicted model, not a curated record. Gene Ontology annotation, biological process: mRNA splicing, via spliceosome; ribosome biogenesis; maturation of SSU-rRNA. Bases 1 to 387 code for a protein of 128 amino acids. The transcript has 3 exons.